Molecule: messenger RNA, 942 nt
Organism: Mesorhabditis belari
Lineage: Eukaryota; Metazoa; Nematoda; Chromadorea; Rhabditida; Rhabditidae
Source: the annotation of a GenBank genome assembly
AUGAGCCCUGACGGCAAAAUCCACGAGUUGCUCAUACCAGCCAAUACAACCGCUACUCUAGUGGCACAUCCGGUCGCUUUUGAUAAUAUAACAGAUGGACCCUUCAUCCGCUUUGCGCCAACCAUUGAAGAAGGAGAACAGCAUUUGUGCCAUCAGUACAUGACAGACAUCACUUGUAAAGGAUAUCCGCUUUUCACAAUGAACUUUGGAUCGGCACUAGGCUUGAAAUACAUUCAUGAUAUUUGGUAUGAAGGGUUUCUGGUUAUAAGAAAACACACGAGAGUUUGUGUGACCACGGAAGAUUGCCAAAACUCGACCGACCCGAGACAUUGUCAAGAUGAUUUACUGAUGGAUAUUGUGCAAUAUUGCGAGAAGGACAACGAGCAUGCAUAUAAAUAUUCAUCGCAAUGUCAAACUUUGCUUCCGUUUUAUUUCAAUAAUCGACGUUCUACGUUAGAUGAAGCAAAUUGCACGAAAAGCACUCUAAAACAAACGAACCGCAUUAUCCAACAUUGUCAGAUGCAAGUAAAAUUUCCGCUAGUCAUCAUCACGUUCGCGGCACAAAAUGACUUUCCAUUACUUCUAGCUAUCCGACCGUUGAAGUGGAUUGAUCCUAAUGUCGAUUUUCGUUGGGCAAUGUUGGAGACACUAAAUGAGAAUCCAAAUGUUGACUAUCUCCUUCCAAUGAUCGUUGAGCCAUCAGAGAAACCCCUUUGGAUCAGUUUUUCCCUAAAUGCCGAAGAAACCUGGUUUACAAUAUUGGAGAAAUUACAUUCGGAACACAACGAAAAAAAUUGUUCCUAUGAGUUUUGGUAUGGAGCAGCUCCAAAUAAGUUAACGCCUACGACUGAAAACAGAAGAUUGCUUACGUUUAGACUCAAGUAUCUUCAGUGUCUUUAUGCCACCAAAUUGUUCACCAACGAUUUUGUUCCGAUCAAAUCG